Messenger RNA from Girardinichthys multiradiatus, 2625 nucleotides. RefSeq names its product UTP25 small subunit processor component (gene utp25). NCBI's taxonomy places the organism in Eukaryota, Metazoa, Chordata, Actinopteri, Cyprinodontiformes, Goodeidae. Gene Ontology annotation, molecular function: rRNA binding; U3 snoRNA binding. The transcript has 12 exons. Gene Ontology annotation, biological process: maturation of SSU-rRNA from tricistronic rRNA transcript (SSU-rRNA, 5.8S rRNA, LSU-rRNA). The record is from RefSeq and is a predicted model, not a curated record. The coding region runs from base 57 to 2294 and encodes 745 amino acids. Gene Ontology annotation, cellular component: small-subunit processome; nucleolus.
CAACAAACACAGAAGAAGCUGCGCACUCCACACGUGUGAUAACAACGGGUCCAGUAAUGGGGAAGCGGAGGCAGAAAAAACAGCUUUUCACAAAUUUGUCCAAAAAACAAAAGAAACAUUUGAAGGAGUUUGGAGAGGAGCAUCCAUUUCACGAUGUUGUGAAUGAAAGACCUGAAAGGACCCAGAUUGUGGAGCUGCCGUCAAGCCCAGAACAAUCCGACUCAGAACCUGACAACCAGGAAGAAGAGGAAGAACCAGCGCAGCAAACAGCCUAUCAGAAGCUUCUUUCAACCCUCGGUGAACCCACAGCUGACACCAAGGGCCAAGAGGAUGAAAACAGUGAGGAAGAGGAGGAGCUUCUCUGUGAAGUAGAGGGUAGUGAUGAAUCUGAGGAUGGAGGAGAAGGAGAACAUGAAGAAGAGGAGCCUGGAGAUGAAGAGCAGGGAGUUGAAGAAAAGAAGGAGGUGGCAGGAGAUAAAGAGUUUGUGGACAAGGAGCAUGAGUCUGCGUUCUGUCUGGAGACCAACUUUAUGGAAAAAGGAGAACAGGAUGGAAACACAGCACAACUCAAGACUAGUAAAGACAUGUUUUUAGACCAUCUAGAUACUGAGCUCACUGAAGAGGAUGUGAAUAAAAUUACAUCUGGCUACAAAUCCAAAACUCAGAUCACGUUACCGAAAUUGGGAAAUCUUCUCAGCACUAAUCUUCUUGAUAGGUUUGACCCCAUUGGCCCCCAAAAAGACAGAAACCUCCCUAUUUUUCAUAAACUUUUGGAGAGCAGCUGGAAAGGUCUGAACCAGUCAUUCAAUCCUAAAGGACAGGCUGAAGAGAUCAGCCCUCUCCAGCUGGAGCUACUGGCCCUCAUGGGGUCCUACAAGGACCUGUAUCACCCAGAUAUGUGUCCUCUUAAGCAAGGCCCAUAUGUGCGCAGUGCCUACUGCCUCCAUGUGCUCAACCACGUCCUGAAGGCCAAUUCCAGAGUCCUGGCACAUAACGCCCAGCUGAGAGAGCAAAAGACCCAGGCUAAAGCUGGAGCUGAGCCGCAAGAUGAACCCAGAGACCAGGGACUGACCAGGCCAAAGGUUCUGAUUCUGGUUCCGUUCCGGGGGGGUGCUCUGCAAGUCGUCCACACUCUAGUCAGCCUGUUGGAGUCCAAAGGCAAGAAGAUUGUUGUCAGCAACAAGAAGAAGUUUAAAGAGGAGUUUGGAGAGGCAGAUGAUGAAAAACCAACCAACCUGCGUAGACCUGAUGAUUAUCACGCCAUCUUCUCAGGCAAUGUGGACGAUCACUUCAGGAUAGGUGUGUCCAUAGUGAGGGGCAACAUGCGUCUCUACGCCCCCUUCUACUCAUCAGACAUCAUCCUGGCGUCUCCGCUCGGCCUUCGAACUGUGCUGGGAGCCGAAGGAGAAAGCAAGAGGGACUACGACUUCCUGUCAUCCAUUGAGCUGCUGGUGCUGGAUCAGACUGAUGUCUUCCUAAUGCAGAACUGGGAGCACGUCUUGCAUGUGAUGAACCACAUGAACCUGCAGCCACUGGACUCCCACGGAGUCGACUUUUCCAGAGUGCGGAUGUGGAACCUGAACAACUGGGCCAGACACUACAGACAGACACUGGUGUUCAGCUCCGUCCAGGACCCACAGAUCAAUAACAUCCUUACUAAACACUGUGCCAACUACAGAGGACAGGUUACAAUAAAAAAUGUGCCAAAAACAGGCUCCAUCUGCCAGGUGUUGGUUCAGUUGCCUCAUGUGUUCCAGAUUUUUUCAUCCGACAGCUUCAUGGAUCAGGAUGCUCGGUUUCGGUUCUUCAAUGAUAAAGUGCUUCCUCAGUACAGGGACUCGGUCAUGUCCCACAUUCUGAUUUACAUCCCAUCCUACUUUGACUACGUCCGCCUGCGAAACCACAUGAAGAAAGAGGAGAUCAACUUCACCUCGGUCUGCGAAUAUUCCACCAAGUCGGAGGUCUCUCGAGCCAGGCAUUUCUUUCAGACAGGAGAGAAACAGUUCCUGCUCUUCACGGAGCGCUUCCACUUCUACAAGAGGUACACUAUCAAAGGGAUCAAGAACCUGAUAUUUUAUGGACUCCCCACCUUCCCGCACUUUUACAACGAAGUGUGCAACAUGCUGGCAGCAGGAGGUCAGGGGGAGGAGGCCAGCUGGACCUGCACUGCCCUCUACUCCCGCUAUGAUGCCCACAAGCUGGCUGCCAUCACCGGAGCCCAGCGAGCUGGACAGAUGCUGCAGUCCAACAAAAACGUUCACCUUUUUAUCACUGGAUCAGAGGACAAAGCCUGAACCGAUACCAGUCCAGUAAUUGUGCUUAUUAAAAUGGAUAAUACAUUGUCAUUCGUUCACUUCCAGUAACAAAUAUUUAUUGGUUUAUUAAAUUUGUUGAAGCAUUUGUGAAGGGACCAAAAAUAAAUUUAACAAAAACAAAAUCAUCAUAGCUGUUAAGAUGUGUCGAUUACCAGGGAAAUAUUUCCUCAUCUCUUUCUUGGUUAGAGUGCUUUGAUUUAACAAUAUAAGUGCUGAUUAAGUAGUUUUAUGACUUGGAUGCAUCAAAAGUAUGGAAGCCUGUUUGUACCAAAAAAAUUGUGUAAUUCCCAAUAAAGGUUAUUGAGUGUGA